Messenger RNA from Cannabis sativa, 1110 nucleotides. RefSeq lists its product as uncharacterized. The transcript has 2 exons. The coding region runs from base 1 to 1110 and encodes 369 amino acids. The record is from RefSeq and is a predicted model, not a curated record. Lineage: Eukaryota; Viridiplantae; Streptophyta; Magnoliopsida; Rosales; Cannabaceae.
AUGCAGGGAUUGAUACAUGGUUCGGAAUUAAAGAAGGCGAUCAUAGUGGAGCCUGGCUUGUCCCUCACAAGGGCCCUGACUAUGGCGAGAGGAUACGUGGCCUUAGAAGUAGAAGAGAAGCGGCACAAUGAGGAAGUGUCGCGUGAAACUUUGGCAUCGGGAGAUACUUUCCUUUUCGAAUCUAAGAAUCAGACACUAGCUGCAUGGCCUCAUAAUAGAACUGACAACCGCUCGGCCAACGAAAGGAGCUCCCGAGGGACAGAAACCAAAUGGCCCCCACGAAUGACCACGAACCCCGUCAAGAGAGAUAAGGGGCGAUAUUGUGCUUUCCAUGGGGAGCACGACCAUGCAACCUACGAGUGCAGGCAGCUGAAGAUAGAUGUCAACCGCCUGGUAAAAGAAGGAUUCUUCCGAGACUGCCUAGUUUCGGACGUCGCACUCCACAUCCAGCAGGGGAGUACCAAAAGCCGGGAUCAGUCCCCUCCGCCGUACAUUAAGAAGACCGUAAACGUCAUCUCGGGAGGGUCGGACCUGUGUGGAAAUUCAGUGCGGGCUUCGAUGGCCCAUGAUCGACGGGUCCAAUCAGUAAGGGCUAUGACGUCAAUUGACAGCGAUGGCCCUGAUGUGCUCUUGUCAUUCAACCGAGGGGAAGCCUCCGAAUUAGAACACCCCCACGACGAUGCUCUUGUCAUCACCUUGGACGUUGCUCAUGUUCGAAUGAAACACAUGCUUGUCGACACCGGGAGCUCUGCCAACAUUUUGUUCGCCGGGGUUUUGAAAGAAAUGGAAAUUGAAGACUUGAAAGCCCAAGACACCCAGGUUACACUAGUAGGAUUCUCGGGUGAAAGCGCUGUUGCUCGAAGUUUCAUCCAACUACCCGUCUACGCGAAUGGAGUCAACAAAUUAGUGAAAUUUUUAAUUGUGGAUUGCCCGUCGGCCUACAACGCCAUCCUCGGCAGGCCAUGGAUUCAUGCAAUGAAGGCAGUCGCGUCGUCCUACCAUCAAGUAAUAAAGUUCCCCUGCAAGGGUGAGGUAAGGGAGAUUCAAGGAGACCAGCUGGGGGCCCGCGAAUGCUACUCCUCAUCCUUGAGGAACAAGAACAAGUUAUAG